Oppiella nova is the source of this 3792-nucleotide messenger RNA. The record is from the annotation of a GenBank genome assembly. Lineage: Eukaryota; Metazoa; Arthropoda; Arachnida; Sarcoptiformes; Oppiidae.
UGUCAAACGGAGUCUCCACUGAACCACUCAUUUGUUGUCCAAAUUAUGCCCCGAAAAGAGGACCUCACGAGCGAUGAUGUCGACCACAACAACGACCACACUCUCGAUGGUGACGACAACAGACAAUUGGAUGAAGAGGAUGUAGAGGAUUGCGAUGACGAGAAUCAAGACGACGAACAACAAGAAGAUGAGACAGAGAUGGAGGCGGAGGACGAUCAGGAGAGGGGUGAAGAGGGCAUAUCGGGUGCCAACGACUCUGAACUCGUGUACGGCGACGACAACGACAGCAAUACUAUAGAAAUGCAAUCGCAGUCACAUAAGAGGAAUAAGAAACGCAAAGCAAAAGACAACAGCGAGAAGAAGAGGGGGAAGAAGAAGAAGAAGAAAAAGAGCAGUUCAGCCGAAAGUCCCGACGAAUUAAGCUUCGGUUUAAUGGACGACCCGAUGGCCGAAUUGGACGCCGACUACCAAACGGAGGCAAAAAAGCCACGAAAAGGCAAGUCUGAGAGGACACAGAAAAGCGUUGAAGAGAUUUGUGAGGAAUUUGAUUUGGAAGACGUGGGCUAUGACUACACAGAAGCCGAUUACCAGGAUCUGACAAAUUAUAAACUUUUCUCACAACACAUAAGACCUUUGAUCGCAAAAUCUAACCCAAAGAUAGCGAUGGGAAAAAUGGUUACUCUUAUAUCUGCCAAAUGGCGUGAAUUUAUUGCCAAUAGUCCGCAGAAAGAUAUGGCGCAACUGGUCGAUGAGGAAACUCCUAAAAAGGGGAAAAGACCUAAAGUGAAGUCCGUUCCGUCGAUUAAGAUAAAAAUUGGUGGACUGAACGCCAAUAAACGCAAGAAACACAACACUUCCGAUGAAGAGGAUAGCGGUGAUGAGCCCAACAAAAGCGAUGUUGAGUUUGAGGCGGCUUUGGAGGAGGCGGACAGAGCGACCCCUCCGCCAAAAAUGGACAAAAAGAAAAUUAAGAGUAAAAAACUCAAAAAGAAAAAGAAGACUAAAACGACUGCAAGUUUUCCGUCCGGAAACGGAAAUUCAGACAAUGAGAAUGGCUAUGAAACAGAUCAUCAGGACUACUGCGAAGUGUGCCAACAGGGCGGCGAAAUCAUCCUCUGCGACACCUGUCCGCGAGCCUACCAUUUGGUGUGUUUGGAGCCAGAACUAGAAGAAGCCCCAGAAGGCAAGUGGAGUUGUCCUCACUGUGAAGGAGAGGGUGUUCCAGACCAAGAGGAAGAGGUCCCAACGGAGACCAACAAUGAUCAUCACAUGGAGUUCUGCAGAGUAUGCAGAGAUGGCGGUGAACUCCUGUGCUGUGAUUCGUGUCCGUCUGCUUAUCACACGUAUUGCUUGACUCCUCCGUUGCGAACAGUGCCGGACGGGGAGUGGCAGUGCCCGCGCUGUGGGGUUGAGCCGUUGAAGGGAAAAGUAGCCAAAAUCUUGACCUGGCGUUGGGCUGAGAUCUACAAAGACGACGAUCCAGUGAUUGGCAGCGAACCCAUGACUAACGAUGACAUUCCGGCCGCCCAGCCCUCCACCAGUAAGAAACCGCAGCCCAAACCUCAACGAGAAUUCUUCGUCAAAUGGCAUGACAUGAGUUAUUGGCACUGCUCUUGGAUUAGUGAAGUCCAGUUGGAUGUAUACCAUCCCUCUAUGUAUCGCAACUAUUGCCGCAAAACAGAUAUGGAUGAACCGCCCCCUCUCGACGACGGCAGCUCUAAUGAGAUUAUUGCCCCCAUAGUGCCCACCCCUCCCGUUGAAGAGACCAACGCUGAGGGAGAGAUUACAGCCGCCACUGGAAUGAAACGUCUGGAGAAGAAGAAGGCCAACAGAAGUGAUGUUAAUCUUGAGGAGAAGUACUACAGAUAUGGCAUUCGUCCGGAAUGGCUGAACGUUCAGAGAGUUAUAAACCACAAGACUCUACGCGACGGACGGGUAAUGUAUUUAGUGAAGUGGCGGGACUUGCCGUACGACCAGUGCUCGUGGGAAUUCAAUGACAACUCACAGCUCGAACUCGAAAUCACAGAAUUGAAGAAAGCCGUCGAUUUUUAUUGGGAUUUAAGGAGUUCUGUCGACUCGUCCCUCAAGAAGAAUAGCAGCGGUUCUAAGAAAGGGAAGGGAAAGAAGUCGAAGAAUGAGCUGAGGAGUGAGGACUAUGUCGGCCGAUCCACUCCUCCUCCCGAUAAGCCAACAGUAGACCCGAAGAAGAAAUAUGAAUAUCAGCCGCAUUACAUCGACGCCACGGGAAUGGAGUUACAUCCGUACCAAUUAGAAGGCUGUAAUUGGCUCCGCUAUUCCUGGACUCAUAAAACAGACACCAUAUUAGCCGAUGAGAUGGGUUUGGGAAAGACUAUUCAGACAAUUGUUUUCUUAUACUCGCUAUACAAAGAGGGUCACUGUAAGGGACCUUUCCUGGUGUCGGCGCCCCUCUCAACCAUCAUUAACUGGGAGCGAGAGUUUGAAGUCUGGGCUCCGGACUUCUAUGUGGUGACAUAUAUUGGCGACAAAGACAGUAGAGCUGUCAUACGAGAGCACGAGUUGAGCUUCGAAGAGGGAGCCGUUCGCGGCGGUGCUAAGGCCUCGCGUGUUAGGAAGGACUGUCCCAUCAAAUUCCACGUUUUGCUCACCUCUUAUGAACUGAAUUGCAUCGACGCGGCAACCCUUGGCUCACUGGAGUGGCAGGUGCUGGUCGUCGAUGAGGCCCAUCGUCUUAAGAACAAUCAAUCGAAGUUUUUCCGAAUAUUGAAUUCGUAUAAAAUUAACUAUAAGUUACUUUUGACGGGAACUCCGCUUCAGAACAAUUUGGAAGAAUUGUUUCAUUUGUUAAACUUCUUGAGUUCAACGAGUUUUCAUGAUAUGCAGGGAUUCCUCAAUGAGUUCGCAGAAAUAGCCAAAGAAGAACAGGUGAAGAAAUUGCAUGACUUGUUGGGUCCGCAUCUCCUCCGAAGACUCAAAGCCGAUGUACUGAAAGGCAUUCCCGCGAAGAGUGAGUUUAUAGUUAGAGUGGAUUUGGCGCCAAUGCAGAAGAAGUACUAUAAAUACAUAUUAACCCGAAAUUUUGAGGCGUUGAACACUAAGGGCGGCGGACAUCAGGUCUCGUUAGUUAACAUAAUGAUGGACCUGAAGAAGUGCUGUAACCACCCGUACCUCUUCCCGGCGGCCGCACAAGAGGCGCCCAAAAUGCCGAACGGCGCCUAUGAAGGCAAUGCACUCGUGAGGUCUUGCGGUAAACUUAUAUUACUUCAGAAUAUGAUGAGAAAACUACACAAUGAAGGCCAUCGGGUGCUUAUAUUCUCGCAAAUGACUCGAAUGUUAGACAUUUUGGAAGACUUUCUUGAGUUUGAAGGAUACAAAUACGAGCGAAUCGACGGCGGAAUUACCGGUAGUUUACGUCAAGAAGCGAUCGAUCGUUUCAAUACACCCGGAGCUCCACAGUUCUGCUUUUUACUGUCCACUCGUGCGGGUGGUCUUGGGAUUAAUUUGGCCACCGCUGACACUGUCGUCAUCUAUGACUCCGAUUGGAAUCCACACAAUGAUAUUCAAGCAUUCAGUAGAGCCCAUCGUAUAGGACAGGCCAACAAAGUAAUGAUAUAUUUCUUCUCGCUGUUGUCUUUUGCUUUGCGUUUCUUAUUCCUCUUAUGUGACUGCGAUUGCAUUUCUAUAGUAUUGCUGUCGUUGUCGUCGCCGUACACGAGUUCAGAGUCGUUGGCACCCGAUAUGCUCUCUUCACCUCUCUCCUGGUCGUCCUCCGCCUCCAUCUCUGUCUCAUCUUCUUGUUGUUCGUCGUCUUGA